AUGCAUGUUCAUCAGACGGCGCUGUCCUCAACCGAAGCCACACCUGUUGCUGCUCUCAGAAGCCACACCUGUCGCCGCCAUCCGAAGCUACACCUGUCGCCGCCCUCAAGCCACACCUGUCAUCCCUCAGAAGCCACACCUGUCAUCCCUCAGAAGCGACACACCUGUCAUCCCUCAGAAGCCACACCUGUCAUCCCUCAGAAGCGACACCUGUCAUCCCUCAGAAGCGACACACCUGUCAUCCCUCAGAAGCGACACACCUGUCAUCCUCAGUCAUCCCUCAGAAGCGACACACCUGUCAGAAGCGACACACCGUCAUCUCUUGUCAUCCCUCAGAAGCCACUGUCAUCCCUCAGAAGCGACACACCUGUCAUCCCUCAGAAGCGACACACCUGUCAUCCCUCAGAAGCCACACCUGUCAUCCCUCAGAAGCGACACACCUGUCAUCCCUCAGAAGCGACACACCCGUCAUCCCUCAGAAGCGAUACACCUGUCAUCCCUCAGAAGCCACACACCUGUCAGCCCUCAGAACGCACACCGCCUCGCUUCUCUCAGUGUUAUUGUUCUCCGCCGUCUCCCUGUUACAUAAUCGUCUCCUAA
Homarus americanus (American lobster) is the source of this 600-nucleotide messenger RNA. Its product is annotated as cornifin-B-like. Lineage: Eukaryota; Metazoa; Arthropoda; Malacostraca; Decapoda; Nephropidae. The record is from RefSeq and is a predicted model, not a curated record. The transcript has a single exon. Bases 1 to 600 code for a protein of 199 amino acids.